AUGUGGGAAAACAUCACCAAACUAAUGAAUGGCAUUCCUGAAGUACAUAGGUUACAAUUUACAAAAAAGCUACCAGAAAUGUAUGCAGAGUAUGAAAAAAUAGCAGCGAACACUGAACACAACCCAGGGACUGAGAGCUUAGAGAGCCACAUUGGCAAUGUAGAAGGACAUUGUGUCGAGGUAUCAACCAUCCAACAACUCCAAAAUUCAAUUGGAGUUCCUAACAGUAUUAAGGUAAAGCUUACAGAUGAUGGAGAUAUUACUGACUGCAAAAUCAUCUUGACCACUCAAGAAAUAAAAUGGUGUCAUUCAAAAUUGAGAGAAUGUGGCAUAUCAGAAAGGGUUCACGAGUUGUUAGCAGAGAGUGAAAUAGUUUUACCAAAGUAUGAGCCCCCUCCAAGAAAUCCAGAACUUGAGGCUAGAAUUCAAAGACUUCGAUUUGAGCAAGAAAAUCGAGAGUACAAAAAUAUGACCAAAUCCAUUGAUCCUUCUCAUUUUAAAGAUAGCAAUAAUGUUGGAGAUAUUGGUAAGGAAUUGAGAAGUGUUAAUAGACAGAUUAUUUCAGGGAUGCAGUAUCUCUUGUCUCUUGUGGGUACAUUCUUUGCUGUUUUUAUUGGAAUGGGUCUAGCCACCCCUGAUUAUGGUGUUAGGGCAUUAAUAGCCACAAUUUCGGCUGUAGUUGUUGGAAUUGCAGAAAUGUUCUUCAUCAUUAGAGAGGAUUUAAGGGAGGAAAGCAAGCUAAAGAAACAAGAUUAAAACAUUUUGCAUAAAUUAAAAGUUUUUUGAAUGUACAGUACUGUGUAGACUCAAUAUUUUAUUUGCAGAAUUAUGCAAGUUGAAGUAAAAUAUAUAUUGUAGUAUUUAAUCAUACAGUAAAUGACUAAAAGAAUAACUUUUAGACCUAGAAAGGGACUUAUAAUGUCCAUAUUAAAUUAUUUUAUCAAAUUAAUGAUUAGUGAUAUUUCAGGCAAAUAAAAUUAUUUAAUGCUGACAAAUAAUUAGCUUUAUUUAUUUACAAAUUUAGAGAAUCAAAGCUGUGAUUUACGGUUGGGUAAAAUAUUUUUUCAAUUAAAUUAAAUGUGUAAAUAUUUAUAUAAAAAAGAUUGCUUGUACCAUUAUACUCUAAUCAAACUGGAACUCUUUCAUAUUAAUUUAGAAACUUAGAUUUACAAUGCACCCUUAUAAAAUUAUGUAUAUAAAUAAACAAUAAUAGUGUUCUUCCACAUAUUAAAAAUAUAUAUACUG
Procambarus clarkii (red swamp crayfish) is the source of this 1245-nucleotide messenger RNA. Its product is annotated as transmembrane protein 199. The record is from RefSeq and is a predicted model, not a curated record. Gene Ontology annotation, cellular component: endomembrane system. Gene Ontology annotation, biological process: vacuolar proton-transporting V-type ATPase complex assembly. NCBI's taxonomy places the organism in Eukaryota, Metazoa, Arthropoda, Malacostraca, Decapoda, Cambaridae.